UGGAGGUCUUCCAAAUGAUUUUGUUUACCUCAGGCACGUUUGUACAAAAGUUUUCGCCUUUGUUGUACGUCUGCAGGGGAUUAUUCACAUCAAGAAUUUCAAUCAAAUGAUUGAACUUAAGCGAGGGAUAUCGCGAGCAUAUUCAUUCACGCAGACACAUUACAAACCCUUUCGAAGGAGACUUUGAAUAAUGGGAAAUAAGCAAGGUACUUCGUCUGUAUUUCAAGACGAAGAAGAUGAAGAAACUUGGUUUGAAUGGAUGGAAGCGACGGGCGAUCAUAGAAAUCAGAAAAGGUUGCCCAUUUCACCGAGUUCUGAUCUAUUGGCGGUUCAUGCAGUUCAGCCGAUGUCUUUAACACCUGGCGUGACCGAUACGGCGAAAGAAGCAAAACAAAAAUACCGCAGUGAAGCAAAGGCUCUCAGAGGACUUUACUUAGCAAGAGCUAGGACAGAGAAUGUAUCGAUCGACUCAUCGUUUCGCGGUGAUGCGAAGAAUAACAACUAUUUACCAAAAUUAAGAGAAGAUGAAGAAUUGGACGUAAUGGUUGGCCAGGUAUUGCCAGAUUUUCCAGCCGGAGAAGUGAACGUGUCGCUGUUUUUCGACAAAGCAUCCUAUCGUCUGAAGGUAAACAUUGUAAAGGCUAGAAACCUCUGCUGCAAGGCACGAGAAGGGAAAAGACAAGAUAGAUGUGGCGUCAGUUGUUCAGAUUUGUACAUAAACGUGUCACUUUCAGAGGGGCAAAAACAACUGGAGUCACAUCGAACAGCGAAAAAGAAAGGAAGCAGCGAUGUUCUUUUCUACGAAAAUUUUGCGUUGGAUCUUACUUCUCUUGAUGUACGUCAGAUAAUUCUGCGGUUGACCGCAAUGCAUUGUUGCAAACAUGUAAUUAACACUGAUCAUGUGAUUGGUCACGUGGAUACGGACGACAAAUCACGUGAUUCUUCUUUCGGUUCUCAUUGGGUAGAGGCGAUCACGUCUCCAGGAACGAACGUGAAUAGAUGGCAUACUCUAUGGUGUUGAAAAAAAAAAAACAAAACAAAACAAAACAAAUAAAAUAAAAAUUCAAUACACCUUAUUCCACGCUUCAACAUAUAAAGCGCGAGAAUGCCUAGCGAGUUUCCUAGUAUUUUUUCGAGCCCUAAGUGGAUCGGAAAAUACGAGCCAUAAGCAAAAUAUCCGCUCGUUUUAUAUGUCAAGCCAUUGAAUAAGGUGUAUGUCACAUAUUUUAUGCGUUCCUUUGCCCUAAUAUCGUAAAAAGGCGUAAUGGUGCAUUGAUAAUUUAGGCUUAUGGCCUCGAUAAAACUGUUUCUAUAAAGACCACAAAUAAUUAAAGGAUAAAAAAUAAUUUAACUCAGCCAUAAGCUGUGCCAAUGAGAAAUAAAAUAAUUUGCUUAAAAACCUAUUUAUCAUGCAUUUGUGCAGCAGUUUGGGUAGUUAAUGCCAACAACUGUUUGAUAUUCCUCGUUGGUUCAAGGGCUAAAAAUUUCCAUUUAGGUUGCACUGAACAGCUAAUAGAUAAAGCAACUUAGAGAGAGAAUAAACAAAGUAAGGACUCCUAUAAAAAUAAUAAUAACAAAAAUAAUAGUAAUAAUAAUAAUAAUAAUAUAAAUAAAAUAUACUUCCUCUAAGAGGGGUGUGGAAUGUAACCUACAAAAAAGAAUUCAACAAGAAAGCCAUAAAAAUGAAAAUAAGUAUAAAAAACUCCCUUAAACAAGACACGUAAACAGUAAUUUAAAUUCCUUUUCGACAAAACACAUGGUAUAGGUCUUUCUUAAUAGUUUUGACAAGAAAGCCCAUUAGUUCAAGCUCUAAACUGAUAUAUGAUGUGUAUUCAUCAUUCAAUUCGUAGCUUAGGAAGUCUUGGGAAAUUAUAAUCAUAUAAACGAAUUCAAGGCGUCUAAAAAAUAUCAAAACAUUCUGAAGCCUUUCCCUUGAUCGCAUUCUGAACAGCAAGACAUCGAUGUCCAAAGAAUACAGAAAACUGGAGGGCACAGGAAACA
This is a messenger RNA of Stylophora pistillata, 2001 nucleotides long. Its product is annotated as synaptotagmin-11. Lineage: Eukaryota; Metazoa; Cnidaria; Anthozoa; Scleractinia; Pocilloporidae. Gene Ontology annotation, biological process: calcium-ion regulated exocytosis. Gene Ontology annotation, cellular component: plasma membrane; exocytic vesicle. Gene Ontology annotation, molecular function: clathrin binding; phosphatidylserine binding; calcium-dependent phospholipid binding. The record is from RefSeq and is a predicted model, not a curated record.